Messenger RNA from Prosopis cineraria, 1546 nucleotides. RefSeq lists its product as uncharacterized. NCBI's taxonomy places the organism in Eukaryota, Viridiplantae, Streptophyta, Magnoliopsida, Fabales, Fabaceae. The record is from RefSeq and is a predicted model, not a curated record. Gene Ontology annotation, cellular component: endoplasmic reticulum membrane.
ACGAAAUAGAAAAAACUCGAGGUCGAGGGGAGGAGUCAAGAUUCAACUGCGUCGUCCACUACCUCCGUUGCCCUUCUCCCCCAACUUGUUAGGGUUUCGAGUGCUGCACUUUUCCUUCAGUUCUUUGCGUCCAAUGUUCAAUCCCCAAAUUAAUACCUUUUUCUGAUCCAAACUGGUUUGCUUCAAAUGGUAUUUGUCUGAAUCCAACAAUUCAAUUGUAGGCAAACCUAGUUCUUACGUAACAAGGGCAACAUAUAUACAAUAACUACAGCAACCCGUACAGCACCCAAAGGAAUGGAAUCUGUGUGGACAAUGAUUGAUCUUUUUGUGAUCUUAUUUCUGAUUGCAAUAGUAGGAUUUGCCUCUGCAAUAAUCUUUGAAGCAUAUAGAAGAAGAAAUAACCAUGAGCAUGUUGAAGGUGCGGCCAUUUUUGAGGAUCCUAAUUCAUUGAAACAGGUUCCUUGCCCACACAUUGUUGAUCCAGCUACAAAGUAUAUGUCUUUAAUAAUUCCUGCAUUUAAUGAGGAGCAUAGGCUUCCUGGAGCUCUUGAUGAAGCUAUGAAUUAUCUUCAACAGCGUGCCUCAAAGGAUCCUUCAUUUUCAUAUGAGGUUUUGAUUAUUGAUGAUGGAAGUGCUGAUGGGACUAAAAGAGUAGCAUUUGAUUUUGUGAGGAAAUAUACAGUGGACAAUGUGAGGGUUAUUCUUCUUGAAAAUCAUGGCAAGGGAGAAGCAAUCAGAAAAGGAAUGCUUCAUUCACGUGGUGAAUUACUUCUGAUGCUGGAUGCUGAUGGAGCAACUAAAGUCACUGACCUAGAAAAGCUUGAAAAUCGGAUCCAAGCUGUUGCAAAACAAGAGUUUAAGAGUGGAGAUUCAGCCACUAGUGAUUUGAGCUUUAGAAUAUCUGAUGUCCCUGUCGCUGCUUUUGGUUCAAGGGCUCAUCUGGAGGAGAAGGCUUUGGCUACAAGGAAGUGGUAUCGUAAUUUUUUGAUGAAGGGUUUCCAUCUUGUGGUUCUCCUGGCUGCUGGUCCUGGAAUUCGUGACACUCAGUGUGGUUUCAAGAUGUUUACUAGGGCUGCAGCUAGAAAGCUUUUCACAAAUGUGCGCUUAAGGAGGUGGUGCUUUGAUGUUGAAUUAGUCUACCUAUGCAAAUGGUUUGGGAUCCCAGUUUCGGAAAUUUCUGUGAAUUGGUCUGAGAUUCGAUCCAAAGUGAAUCUCCUGAGUAUUCCUAACAUGCUUUGGGAGCUUCUGUUCAUGUCUAUGGGAUACAGGUCUGGUAUGUGGAGAAUUUCUGCAUGAGCUUUUAUGCUGUACAUAACGGUAAUUUCCACAUCAGAUAUAGAAAUGCUAAAAUUAUCAGGAAAACCUAGAUUUUAUUCACGCUCCUUAAGUCAUUUUAAGACUUUUUGGGGGCAAGAAUUAUAUUUAAAUGUUUGUAGGGGAAACCGUAUAGCCUUUAAGACUUUUUGUUGGGCAUAAGGUCUCUAGAAUUUUUCCGGCGGUUGCUAUUUUCAUCUCUGAACGAGUAGAAAAUUUGACCUGUUCAUAA